AUGUCUCCGUGUUCGAUGUUGUUGAAGCGCGUGGCUAGGCCUCCGGCCGCCAUGAUGUGCAGAUCGGUUCGGCCUCGGUGGACUCCGUCCUUCGGUGUCCCAAGCAGGACAAUUCAUCCCUUGCGAUCGGUCCCGAAUUCGCUCUCUCGCUCGCUGAGUACGACAGCCGCCACUCGGCUCGAAGGCUUCCCCCCCCAGGUCGAGAAUGCCACCUCAAUUCCUUCCUCUGAGACUCCCUCCGAGAAGCGGACGCCGCAAACCUUGACCGAGAAGAUUGUACAACGCUAUGCUGUCGGUCUCCCCGAAGGAAAGCUCGUUCGGAGCGGCGACUAUAUCAGUCUUGCCCCCGGGUACUGCAUGACUCACGAUAACUCGUGGCCCGUCGCCCUCAAGUUCAUGUCUAUGGGAGCUAAGAAGGUCAACGAUCCAAAGCAGAUCGUCAUGACCCUGGACCACGACGUGCAAAACACUAGCGCGGCGAACCUUAAGAAAUAUGAGCAGAUUGAGACUUUUGCUAAGCAGCAAGGUAUCGACUUCUAUCCUGCGGGCCGGGGUAUUGGGCACCAGAUUAUGGUCGAAGAAGGAUACGCGUGGCCGGGUAGCAUGGCGGUAGCCUCAGACAGCCACAGUAACCAUUAUGGUGGAGUUGGUUGCCUUGGAACCGCUGUUGUGCGAACCGACGCUGCUAGUAUUUGGGCAACGUCGCGGACAUGGUGGCAGAUUCCUCCUGUUGCACGGGUAACGUUCACCGGAACGCUACCAGUAGGUGUGACAGGUAAGGAUGUGAUUGUCGCAUUGUGUGGUCUCUUCAAUAGUGAUGUACUCAACCAUGCGAUCGAGUUCACCGGCUCCGAAGAGACUAUGUCAAGCCUUCUUGUGGAUAGUCGCCUCACGAUUGCCAAUAUGACGACUGAGUGGGGCGCCCUCACCGGCCUCUUCCCUAUUGACAACACACUGAAACGCUGGCUGCGAUACAAGGCUACCGAGGCUGCGAUGUCUGACGACCGCACAACCCGGGAGCGUAUCACGCACGAAAGGAUCGACGAGCUUUACGCGAACCCGCUUACAGCUGACCCCGAUGCGCAGUACGCCAAGCAACUCUACCUCAAUCUCUCUACUCUCUCGCCUUACGUCUCAGGUCCCAACUCCGUUAAGGUCGCAACACCACUCAACGAGCUCGUCCAACAGGAUAUCAAAGUCAACCGCGCUUAUAUCGUCUCUUGCACCAACUCGCGUGCUUCUGACCUCGCGGCCGCCGCUAAGGUCUUCAAGGACGCCGCCAAGGCUAACCCCGACACGACCCCCAAGAUUGCCGACGGUGUCAAACUCUAUAUCGCGGCUGCUUCCGUGCCCGAACAAGAGGCUGCCGAAUCCACCGGCGACUGGCAGGCUCUCCUCGAUGCUGGUGCCCAGCCCCUUCCUGCUGGUUGUGGACCUUGCAUUGGCCUCGGAACAGGUCUUCUAGAGCCCGGCGAGGUUGGCAUCAGUGCCAGUAACCGUAACUUCAAGGGUCGCAUGGGCUCCAGAGACGCUCUCGCAUACCUUGCAAGUCCCGAAGUCGUGGCUGCCAGCGCUCUCAGCGGCGUUAUCACUGGCCCCGGCUCUUACCAGGUGCCCGAGGGCUGGUCUGGCGUUGAACACGGAUUCGGCACCGGUCUCGAACCUACUACCGAGAACGAGCUCACCACCCUACUCCAACAGAUGGAAUCUCUGAUCGAUCGGGUCGAGUCCGCUGGAGCCGAGGACAAGCCUGCUACCGAGAUUCUGCCAGGAUUCCCCGAGCGCAUCAGCGGUGAGAUCGUCUUCCUCGAUGCCGACAACCUCGACACUGAUAGCAUCUACCCCGGUAAAUUGACCUACCAAGACAACGUCUCCAAGGAGGAUAUGGCCACUGCUUGCAUGCAGAACUACGAUCCCGAGUUCAAGGGCAUUGCCAAGCCAAGUGACAUCCUCGUCGCCGGCUUCAACUUCGGUUGUGGUUCCUCACGAGAACAGGCUGCCACUGCCAUUCUGGCAAAGGAGAUUCCUCUCGUCGUCGCUGGCAGCUUCGGAAAUAUUUUCUCCCGAAACAGCAUCAAUAACGCGCUCAUGGGCCUUGAAGUCCCACGUCUUGUUGAGCGUUUGCGUGCCAGCUUCGCUCAGCCCGCCUCUGGUGAUGUCGCUGGCCGCCAGCUGACGCGCCGCACAGGCUGGACUUUGACCUGGGACGUGAAGCGUAGCAUCGUCGAAGUCAAGGAGGGUGAGUCGGGAGAGACUUGGACUGAGCAGGUCGGCGAGCUGCCGGCCAAUGUACAGGAGAUCAUCGCGGAAGGUGGCCUCGAGGCGUGGGUUAAGGGCAAGGUUGCUGAGUCCGGGUGA
Messenger RNA from Penicillium concentricum, 2358 nucleotides. It is a transcript of the gene lysF, whose product is annotated as homoaconitase LysF. The record is from RefSeq and is a predicted model, not a curated record. Gene Ontology annotation, molecular function: homoaconitate hydratase activity; 4 iron, 4 sulfur cluster binding. Gene Ontology annotation, biological process: L-lysine biosynthetic process. The transcript has 2 exons. NCBI's taxonomy places the organism in Eukaryota, Fungi, Ascomycota, Eurotiomycetes, Eurotiales, Aspergillaceae. Bases 1 to 2358 code for a protein of 785 amino acids.